AUGACCCAGUUCGCCAAACAGGAGAAAACCAACUCCACAGUUCGAACCACCUUCGCAAAACUGAGACACGUUCGCAGCAGAGAGGGCAUGGGGUGGAGCUCCCGCGGCACCCGACGACGAGCAUGGUACCGCCGCCGCCUGCUCUCAUGUCUGGUGCUAGCCUCGACGGGAGGGCCACAGGCAUGGGCGCAGGUAGCGACGACAACAUGCGGCAGCACCUCGCCGCUCCGAGUAGAAACAGUGGCCGAAGCCGGAGCACUCGGCGCCGCCGUUGACUGCGCGAACGGCGGGACGGUGGAGGCCGUUUGGGCGGGGGCGGUCACUCUUACCGCUCCCAUUUCCGUCGGGACGGGGACGUUUCUGUCCAUCACCGGAGAAGGCGACUCGGCGGAGGUGCUGGGCGGCGGCCAGACCCAGAUGUUCUACGUUUCCUCGUCGGGAGGCCUGACGCUGACCGAUCUCAGGCUCUCGGGAGGAAGCGCUGCAAGCGGCGGCGCCGUCUACGCCAGCGCGGCAUCGGUCGCCCUCAACAGUUGUGUCUUCGACCGCAACAUCGCAACCGCCGGGGACGGCGGGGCCGUGGCGUUGGAGGGCGGGGACCUGACGAUAGUCGGGGGGGAGUUCUCCGGGAACAGCGCCAGCGGGAACGGUGGUGCCGUUCUUGCCACCGAGGCCGGGCUGGUCAUCCGAAACGGCACCCGCUUCGAUGGCAACAAGGCGGUGGAGGGCGGCGGGCUGUAUUGCGGAGGGAACGAAACGACGGCGUUUGCAAACGGCGCCACCUCUUCUUGCUCUCUCAGUGAGGCGGUGUUCAUUGCGAAUAACGCCUCCCUCGAGACAGAGAUCCAAUAUCCUUCAUAUUGGGUCUCCACGGAUGAAGUUGAUGGGGGCGGAGCGGCUGCAUUCUGGUAUGCCGAGGUUAACAUAUCGGACUCGGUGUUUGGAUCGAACUACGCUCAGCUCUCGGGUGGGGCGGUGUUCGGGGGGAAUUCAACGGAAAUGGUCAUCGAUGGCUGCAAGUUCGAGAACAACACGACGUUGGGGUACGGUGCAGCAGUCGCUGCGUGCUCCGCCACACUCGGAGGAAGCACAACGCUGACGAACAAUUCUGCCGAGGAGAAUGGCGCUGGGGUGUUCGGUUGGGAUCCGACGGGGACAGUCGUUUUCAACGACGUUGUGUGCAGCGACAACACCGCAGGAGGGCUCGGCGGUUGCUACUACGCCGCUGGCAAGGGCAUUGUCAACGAUGGGACGGUCAUGCGAGGGAACAGCGCGUUAAACGACGGGGGCUGCGUAUAUGGGUCGGGGGGCUGCGACAUCACUGUAAAUGGGGGGGAGUUCGCGAUGUGUACCGCGGCGAACGACGGCGGAGUUUUGUACGCUUUCGACUCCUCGCGGGUGAACAUCAGGGGGGGAACAUUCACCGAAAACGUUGCCGCGGGGAGAGGGGCCGUGGUGAGCAGGACUUGGAACAACAGCGGAGCCUCUACCUCCGAGCGAAACUCGCUUACAGCUGAUGGAGGCUCGUUCGUCAUCGAAGGAGGCACCUUCAGCGAGAACCAGGGGCUCAACAUGGGGGGGGUGAUCACGGCUUCGGGUUAUACAACCGUGGUGAAUAUCAAGGGAGGCGUGUUUCGGAACAACUACGCCAACUUGUAUGGCGGGUUCGUGCACCUAGAGGAAGAGACCAGCUUGACCUGCGAGGGAGCCACGAUCGAAGACAAUAAUGCCGGCGACAAAGGCGGCGGAAUCUACGCCGAAACGUCCGUAUGGGUCAACUCCAGCUGUGACUUGAUCGGCAACGGGGCCCCGCAGGGAGCCGCAACGUACCUCACUGGGGUAACCAGCGCCAACUUUGAAGCCCAUAACGUGACCGACAACGUUGCGACUGCAGGGGGCAGCGUGCUGGGCGUGAGCGGUAGCUCGGUCGUCAUGAGAGGGGUGAACUUUCAGUCGGCCGAUGGCCUGCAGGAAGAAACGUGCAUCUUCGGGGUGCACACCGACAGCACAGCGACUCUCGUUGCCGAGGACUGCGUCUUCGGCGGGUGGCUGGGGGACACCGUGUUCUACCACGCAAACCCCAGUGCUGGCUCUCUUGUGCUCAACAGCUGCGACUUCAGCGAGAGCUCCACGACCAUGACCGUUACUUCACCGUACUCAGACGCCGAGAUACGCAAUGCCCUAGUCGGCGAUCUCACCAUUGAGAACGUCGAGACGGUGAACGAUUCGCUGGUUCUCGUCGAUCAAGCCAUGGGCUGUGACGCUGAUAAUGCCUGUGGGCCGGGAGAGUGCGUACGCAGCGAUCUCGGGGUGCUGUGCGAGUGCCUAGAGGACGGCGUGUGUCUAAACAACGGCGGGGCGAUCUCCCUCACCGUAAGUGGUGAGCUGCCGAACGCCACGUACCGCCCCGAUUGGGUUAAGUUCGAUCUCGCGGUCUCCGCAGCCGCGAACGGGACUACGCCCACCAUCUGGAACCUCACGUACGAGGCUGAAGAGCUGGACCUGAAUGCUCUCCCGUCUAGCGGAGUGUUGCCCCCAGGCGGAAGCGUGACCAUUUCCGUCACAGGGAGGUCUACUGAGCAAGACGUGGGCGGGAGCCUCAUCAGUCAGUUUGUGGUGACCUCUGUCGGUAGCGGCAUCAGCGCGGACUCGGCGACCGCUGGGGUGGGGCUAGAGGUAAAGACGGAGUUCUACCUCUGCGAGGAGUUCGAGUACGCCAUGCCUGACGAGGAAAAGGUCGUGUGUGAGCAGUGCGUCUUACUCGUUGGCGCGGAGGGGGUGGACUGCGAGCAGGCCGGGGCGACGCAGACCUCCUUGCCCGUGAGGGCCGGGUACUGGCGAUCGAGCGAGGAGUCUCUGGUGAUUCACGCGUGCCUUCAUUCUGACGCUUGCGUUGGCGCGACAGAGAUUGUGACCUCAGAUGAUUACUGCGACGGGGGGUACGAGGGUCCAUAUUGCGCCGUGUGCGCGGAAGGGUACGGUAAGGGCGUCGGCAACACGUGCCACUCCUGCACUGGGUCUAAGGCCCGACUCCUCAUCGCGGCGGGCUCCGUCUUCUUCCUGGUGGCCCUACUGCUGCUGUUCUUCGCGGCCGUGUUCCUCGUCGGGGGUCUCGACGCCGUCGCGAGCGUCCGCGGAUCCUUGGCCCGCUCUCUACGCGUCCCGGGCAAGACGACGACUAGGGCUGCACAGUCUGUUCCUCCUCCCGGCCCGACCUUGCCGGGAAGAUCCGCGUCGGCCAGAAAUAUCAGCGCGAGUCGCCAAGUCGAUGACCUCGCGUUAGAGUAUGACUCCGGAGAGGUCGGAGGGCAGAGAACCGGUGGCGACUUUGACCCACCGGGCGAUUUGUUGGGGUACGAUCACGGCGAGGACAAAUCGGACGGAUCCAUUGAUGUCUCCCACGCGAGCUUGAUACUUCCGCUUGCCAUCGCAGGAAAGGACGCUGCGUUUUGUGGACGGUUUGCUGCAGGCGGCGGUGGCGGUAGCCAUCCUCCAGUUGAUGCCGACGCCGACGCGGCACCUGCGGAGGCUGCGGCGGGAGGAAAGUCGGGGUAUCGCGGGCUUGGCGAAAAGAUAAAGGGCUGGGUGUCGCUGCUGCCGAUGGACAAGCUCAAGAUCCUGGUGGUUGUGUGGCAGAUCCUGACGGUUUUCCCCAGCAUCACGGGGGUGGACUACCCACCCUCAUAUUCCCGGUUCUUGUCUUGGAUUGACGUGGUCAACUUCGAUGUCGGCCACAUCUUCUCUGCCUCCUGCGCCCUCCCAUUCGUGACGUUCUACGAAAGACUGCUGCUAACGACGCUCGCACCUAUCGGGCUGGGAGGCGUGCUACUGGUGACUUACUGGAUGGCGAAGCGAAACGCAGGAAUCGGGUCGGCCGGCGUUCUUGCCAGGAGGGCGGCGUGGUCGAGGCACAUGGCGGCAGGAUUGCUGUUGACCUUCUUGGUGUUCACCUCCUCGUCUACGAUAGUCUUCAAGACGUUCGCCUGCGACUAUGAAGCGGUGGAGGGAGAGGGCUACCUUAGGGCAGACUACGGCAUAUCGUGUAAAACAGACAAGCAUGCGUGGUACGAGGUCUACGCUGGGGUCAUGAUCGCGGUGUAUCCAAUCGGCAUCCCCCUCCUGUACGCCUUCAUACUCUGGAGAAACCGAGACUCCCUCAACCCACGGGCAAGCUAUAGCGCCGGUCUAGAGCUGGAUGGGGAAAUGAACGAGGGUCCCAGGGAAACGCAAGAAGAGAUGCAGGACAGGCUGGAGAAGCGCAGGCAGAAUCCGGACCUGGUACCCUCCAUGUUUCUGUGGAAAGACUUCGGGUUCCACACUGUUGACUCCCCUCUGCUACUUGCUUGCACAGGUCCCGACAUGUACUACUACGAGGUGAUCGAGUGCGGCCGGAGGAUCCUCCUGACGGGGGCUCUGAUUUUCAUCGCCCCGCACACGGCGGCCCAGGCGGCCAUCGCCUGCAUGUUCGCCUUCGCGAGCCUGCUGGGCUUCGAGCUGUUGAGACCCCACCUGGAUCCCGCAGACUCGUGGCUCUACCGCCUGGUGNAGGGAGGGAGGGAGGGAGGGAGGGAGGGAGGGACAAUGGGAACAUUUAACGACCACAACAGUAAUGCGGGGCUGCUGAUAAAGGCGGAUGCGGCGGGAGAGGGCAACCGCGCCGUCCUGGGGGGAAUCAUGGUGGCGAUCAACAUCUUCCUUAUCCUGGCCGUCCUCUUCUCAACCUGGCUCGCCACCCAGCAGUCGGUGGACGACUCCCGUGACGACGAGAAUCCUGUAGCCUUGGCGAAGACCAUGCUGACGUUCGAGCAGGUGGCCGCGAAAAGCGCCCGGCUCGCUCGAGAGGGGCGGGCUCCAGCGACCUCCUCGGCGCUCCCCACUCCCGGCGGUGCCGCUGUCGGCGGGGAAAGCUGACUUACUGGAGCAACCCGGUGCAAGGAUCUUCAAUACAUGUAGACAUAUCCAUGUGUGAUAUUUUGGAGGUGUAGAUUUGGAAAUUUCACGUUUUCAAGUAUGUUCCAAGCGACUUCCGGUUGUAGGUCAUGUUGAGAUUUGGCAAGCGCGUGGCCUCAGUCGCAAGGGGGCUGUUUUGUCCAGGGUGGCACCCCCAAGCUGCCGGAAAACACGGCAUGCAUAGUCUACGUACCUAUCCUCCGAAGUCAAACAUUGCCAUUCGGCAACGAGCCUUACCUCCCAGUUUAGCGCGGGCGCAAGUUCGAAACCCCUCAAAUUCGGCCACGUUUCAUGAUAUUUUGUGAAUGUCGUUUUUUGUGCUUUGAAAGGAGAGUUGCGAGAACCGCUCAUCGGUUUUGGCUCUGGUUGUUUACUCACGGGGGGAGCCAUUUUGGUUUGGCUUCCUCGUCAUCUGUCUGUUGGUCCCCCCCCUCUCGUUCUCAUCGGAGAACGGUUGAACAGUCAAUACACCAAAAAUGACGUGUAGCUCCCCCCCCCCGCCCCGAGUGUAGCCGGUCAGGGUAAGUGUUUCGUCGUGGGGAUCGAUUUCUCCGGAGGAAACUUUUCAAAACUCGGUUCUUAUUGACGGAUACGCGUCUCUUUUCGAAUUGGAUUUAUUCGGGUCCAAAGCCACGCACUUGAAACAGAACAGGAAUAGAACGGAUUGUUGAUGUACAUAUUGCUGAGGGGGCGACUGGGACCAGGGCAGAGCUACAUGACAAUCGUUCCGGGUCUCCAUCAGACGUUGGCUUCACAUGUUUCGUUCAGACUAUGCGUACGAAUAGUUUGAUUGUAUUACUGUGGUGGUGCCCGAGUGAGUGCAGUAGUACACGUUGGUUACAGAAGCCU
Molecule: messenger RNA, 5799 nt
Organism: Ectocarpus sp. CCAP 1310/34
Lineage: Eukaryota; Phaeophyceae; Ectocarpales; Ectocarpaceae
Source: the annotation of a GenBank genome assembly